Molecule: messenger RNA, 2658 nt
Organism: Erpetoichthys calabaricus (reedfish)
Lineage: Eukaryota; Metazoa; Chordata; Cladistia; Polypteriformes; Polypteridae
Gene: jagn1a
Product: jagunal homolog 1a
Exons: 3
Coding region: 62-688 (208 amino acids)
Biological process (GO): vesicle-mediated transport; endoplasmic reticulum organization; granulocyte colony-stimulating factor signaling pathway
Cellular component (GO): endoplasmic reticulum membrane
Source: RefSeq, a predicted model, not a curated record
UGCCCUAACAGUUGACCCGGAUGUUAAGUCCUAAGACAGUUGUCCAAUCAGCAUACACUUAAUGUACAGAGUGAAGUACGCCUGCGCAAAAGAGAACGGGACCAGAAAAAACGUAUUGUUUGAGAAAUUUUUGAGUAUGGCUUCACGUGCAGGUCCCCGUGCUACAGGAACAGAUGGUAGUGACUAUCGACAUCGCGAGAAGGUGGCUUCUCACUAUCAGAUGAGUGUUUCUCUGAAGUCUGAGAUCCGAAAGCUGAACUUUGCCCAUGUGUUCAUUUGGCUCCUGGUUGCAGCACAGGUGGUGGUGAGCUACUUGAAACUCGUGUCACAUGAUGUUGUGGCCACACCUUAUCAGUGGGAGUACCCUUAUCUUUUAAGCAUCAUUCCUUGUAUCUUCAGUUUUAUAUCAUUUCCUCGGAACAAUAUCAGCUAUUUAGUGAUCUCCAUGAUCAGUGCUGGCUUGUUUUGUAUUGCUCCACUCAUCUAUGGAAGCAUGGAGAUGUUCCCAGUGGCACAACAGCUGUACCGGCAUGGCAAGGCAUAUCGCUUCAUAUUUGGGUUUUCUGCAGUCUCUGUCAUGUACCUGGUAAUGGUUAUUGCUGUCCAGGUUCAUGCUUGGCAAAUCUAUUAUAGCAAGAAGCUUCUUGAUUCUUGGUUUACUUCUACUCAGGAAAGAAAAAAGAAAUAAUAAAUACCAUCAAGAACCUAAAGAAGAAAUAUUCAUAUUGUUAUGUUUUAAUAUGAUUUGUUUUUGAAACAAAAACAAUGUUUAAUAAAAACGUUUUAUUUUUGAAUGUUUCAUGUAAAACUGGAGGAAAGUUUCAGAUUGUCACCCUCUAAAUCUGAGGAACUCACUUAUUUAUAAUUUAUGAAGAAGUUCUGAUGAUUAUGUGUGCAAGCUCUUCCCACAAUGCAAAGAAACAAAUUGUGCAACAGUUAAUAACCAAGAUGAAUUUUGAUAGUUUCAAAACAUAAUAAUGCCUUUGUAUAUUUAAGCACCAUUAUCAUUUCAAAUGUUGUGUUGUCUACAGAUUAUGGAAGUAAGGUCCCUCAUUUCCAUUUGUGAUAGGUUUGAAUGUUAAUAUAUCUGUUUUUCUGGAAGAAUGAAGUUUGUUUUCCAUAUUGAGUUUAUUGUUUUAUUUAGUAAAUUUUCAGUUAAUUUUUACUUUAACAAAGAAAUGUACCCAAAACUACAUAGAUUUAAAACUGAACCAAAAACAUUAAAGGUUAUUUGAAAUUUGACAAGCUUGACUAAUUUUCUGUUAAAUGAAAUGGUACAUUAACUUUUUUGCACAUAAUAUAAAUACAAUGGCGUAAAACUUUCUAUCCUUGAACUGUAAAUUAAGGAUCUGCAUUUGACUUUUUUUGCGUACUUAACCUUUCUGCCUCUCCAGCUUGCAUGAUAUACAUAGUUAUUUGGACUGCGUAUCACUACAAGAGUUAGCCACCAGCCCUUUGUGUAUUUUGUACUUAGAGAUAUUUUUAAGUUGUAUCCUUUAAAAAUUCAAAAUCAAUAUUAGGUGUACCUUAAGUGCAAAUCAGUUACCUGUUUACAGAGGAAGAAUUGCAAGCUACUAUGCUAUUGUCUUUUUUUCAAAGUAACUUUCUUAAAUUUUCUGAAAACUCAAUAUUGUUUUCAGUAUAGAACUUCCAGAUACAUUAAUGAGCAGUCCACCACCUGGAUAGACAAGAUGAAUGUUUAUUAGAGUAAGUGAUACUAGUGUUUAAUAGCAGUGCCUUUGUUAAGUCAAAGGUCUAGAUUUUGUGCAUUUUUUAUUCUUAAAGGCUGUUACUUUUAAUUAGUUUUUAUGCAUACAGAAUUAAUUGCUUGUUAUUCUUGUUAGUUCCUUUGCAUAUUGUGGCUUUAGAGCUUAAUGGUAAUUUUUCUUGUUCACAGAUUUUCAUCAUUCCUGUUUACAGCUUAAACUUAAUUCCUUUAUUAAUUGUGUACUUUUCAGAGAUAAUUUGAAAGAAAACUUAAAAUGGGGUGUGAAACUUACUUCCUAACAUCCCUUACUGAACUCAACCAGGUGUGCCUUUUUUAAUUUCAUCUACAUUCAUUAUCCAUACUCCCCCCACCAUCUCUUUCUUUGUAAGAUUGAAUGUCUAUAUAACUAUAUGUUUGAGGAUUUCUGCCUGAACACCCAUUGUACAAGUUAGUCCUAGUCAACCUAAUUAAAGAGUUUGGUUUCUUUAUAUCUGUUAUUAUCUUCACACCUGCUAAAAUUGUAUUUUUUAAUAUUUGCACAUUUAGUUAUCUUGAAAAGCCAAAAUUAUAAAAAAUAACAAAUAGGUAAAACUUAGUAAAUUAAUCAAAUUUUAUUAAUUAAUUACAAUGAAAUGCCUUACUUAGGUUAGAGUAGUUACCACCCAGUGAUGCUUAAUGAACAUUCUUUUAGUCUUUUAAAUUUGCCUCAUGUUUACACCUUUGGUCUAUAUAAGCUGAUUUUGUCAAAACAAUUGGGGCGUUUAUGCAUUAUAUUUGUUACAAAAGUUAUAUAUUUGCUACAGAAGUUACUAGUGUCCAACCCAAAACAGUUUCAGGCACCCAUUGCUGCCGGGAUAGAUUUUGGCUAUUAAUAAUGUUGAACCACAUUAAGUGGGUUAUGGAAAUAUAGGACUGGAUAUUAAUUUUAUCUUGUAAUAAAUUUCUUUUUU